GAAGAAGCAGAAUAAAUUUGUGUACGUGUGUGUUUUGAUAGCUAAGCUAGCUACGUGGUGAUUGUGCGUGCCACCAAAUUCGAAAUCCUCGCAAACAACACUAGCGCUUCCACAUAAAUGCAUCUACCAGACUUUGCAAUAGCAGCCUUGCUGCUUACCCUCGUUGGGUAUAGCAGUGCACAGCGUGUGGCACCCGGUGUAAAUCCCCAGCAUUAUCAACAGGCGCCCCAGCAAGUGCCACAACACCACCAACAGCACCCGCCACCACAAUAUCAGGGACACGGAGCGCCCGGCGUACCGCCGCAGCAAUAUCAAGUGCCCGUUCAGCAGCAGCCACAACAUGUGCAAUAUCAGCAGGUGCCUGUGCAGCAGCAGCCGCAACAACAACAGCAGAUUCAUCAACAGCAACAGCAUAUGCAGCAACCUGUACAACAUCAGCCACAACAGGUGCCGCAACAUCAACAGCAGCAUGCCGGCGGUCAUCAUCAUGGACAGCCACAGCAGGUUUUGAACACGGGUAACAUUCAACAAGAGCGUGCUCAUAUCCAAGAGCACAUGCAGGUGCCCAUCGAUACGAGCAAAAUGUCCGAGGCUGAGCUACAGUUCCACUAUUUUAAAAUGCAUGAUUCCGACAAUAACAACAAACUAGAUGGAUGUGAGCUCAUCAAAUCUUUAAUUCACUGGCACGAGCAAGGCAGCAAAGAACAACCCAACGGUGAGAAGCCCCACGUAGAGGAGAAAGUAUUCUCAGACGAAGAGCUAGUGGCUCUUAUUGAUCCUAUUCUUCAAAUGGAUGACACAUCACGUGACGGCUUCAUCGAUUAUCCAGAGUUUAUUAAGGCCCAACAGAAGGCUGCCGAGAAGCAUCAGCAGCAGCAACAACAGCAGCCGGCACAACAGCAGCCAACUCAUUAGUAUAUAGAAUACUUGAUUCAGUUUGCAUUACCUAACACAACACAGUUAUGUCUCCAUCAGUAUCUUGGUCCGAAUCAUGGCACACAUUGUUACAA
Molecule: messenger RNA, 1010 nt
Organism: Drosophila hydei
Lineage: Eukaryota; Metazoa; Arthropoda; Insecta; Diptera; Drosophilidae
Product: GATA zinc finger domain-containing protein 10
Exons: 5
Coding region: 118-915 (265 amino acids)
Molecular function (GO): calcium ion binding
Source: RefSeq, a predicted model, not a curated record